Molecule: messenger RNA, 552 nt
Organism: Lottia gigantea (owl limpet)
Lineage: Eukaryota; Metazoa; Mollusca; Gastropoda; Lottiidae
Exons: 1
Coding region: 1-552 (183 amino acids)
Biological process (GO): negative regulation of translation; protein polyubiquitination; proteasome-mediated ubiquitin-dependent protein catabolic process
Molecular function (GO): translation repressor activity; ubiquitin protein ligase activity; protein binding
Source: RefSeq, a predicted model, not a curated record
AUGUACUACACUGAUGGUGAAUCAUUUCCAUGCAACUUGUGCACCUUAGAUUCUCCGUGGGGAAUGACAGAGACCAAUGAUGGUGAUAUCGUAAUUUGUCAUCCAGAAACUCACAAGGUCUGUAUAUUUGACAAAAAGGGAAGAUCCAAAAUGACCUUAAAAACUAGUUUGAGCGGCAACAAUUUAUUUUUAAACCCUCGGUGUGUCUGUGUGAACGAAUUAAAUGGAGACAUCAUCGUAUCCGACUUUGAACGACAUUCUAUUCUGUUCUUUGAUAAAAAUGGAGAAUAUAAGUUCAGGUAUGGAUCUCUUGGAAAGAGUUCUGGACAUCUACAUCAUCCAUGUGGGGUUUGUGCCGAUUCAAACGGUAACGUGAUUGUAGCUGAUAGUGAUAAUCAUAGAGUUCAUCUGGUAUCAGCUGAUGGAAAGUUCCGUAGAUUUAUUUUAACUCAAGCUGAUGGAAUAGAUGAACCUAUUGCAGUGUGUUUAACUAAAGAAGAAUUAUUGGUAGUUGGACAAUGGUCCGGGAAGGUCAUCGUUUUAAACUACUGA